AACCCGACGAGCUUUAGGACCUCGGGUAGCGAUUCCAGCUGGCAGGAAGGGGAGAAUUUAGCGCGAACUCUUGGAAAUGGCGAGUAACCGUGUGAAAAAUAAAGUAUCCUCAGCUUUCAAAAUGCGGGGACUCAUUCUAAGACCCGAGGCCAGUAAGUACCUUACAGAAGUGCUGUCCUCUGUCAAUGAGCUGGACUUCGAAGAUGUUAUUGAGCGUCUUCUUGACGCUGUGGAAAAGCAGCCAUUGUCCUCUAAUAUGAUUGAACUUCCAUUAGUUGAAUUAGCUGUCCAGGAAUGUAGCCAGUCCAGCACUGAAACCAUAGACCAUGUUUUUAACAUCAUUGGAGCAUUUGAUGUUCCUCGCUACAUUUACAGUUCAGAAAGGAAGAAGUUUAUACCCCUGUGCAUGAGCAGUCAUCAGGGUCCAACACUGUGUGGCAGUGCAAAGGAUAAAGCUGAUCUGUUUCGGGAACGGUACACAAUUCUGCAGCAACGAACACAUAGACAUGAGCUGUUCACUCCAUCAGUAAUUGGCUCAGAUCCCAGUGAAGGCAGGAGCAAAUUCCAGUUAAAAACUGUAGAAGCUUUGCUGGGAAGCACAGCAAAGCUGGGAGAAAUCAUUGUUCUUGGAAUGAUAACACAAUUAAAAGAGGGGAAGUUCUACUUAGAAGAUCCAACUGGAUGCGUUCAGCUGAAUAUUAGCAAAGCACAGUUUCAUAGUGGGCUGUAUACGGAAGCUUGUUUUGUUUUAGCAGAAGGCUCAUAUGAGGAUGGCGUUUUUCAUGUAAAUGCCUUUGGAUUUCCUCCCACAGAACCUUCAAAUGCAACCAGGGCCUAUUAUGGGGACAUUAAUUUCUUUGGUGGUCCUUCAUCAACAUCCGUUAAAGCAUCAGCAAGGCUAAAACAGUUGGAGGAUGAGAAUGAAGAUGCCAUGUUUGUUUUUGUUUCUGAUGUGUGGCUGGACAGUGUUGAAGUGCUUGAGAAGAUUCACACCAUGUUUGCUGGUUACUCUGCAAUGCCUCCAACUUGUUUCAUUUUCUGUGGAAACUUCUCUUCGGCUCCUUAUGGGAAAAAUCAUAUAAAAUCACUGAAAGAUUCCCUGAAAGCCCUAGCAGACAUGAUUUGUGAAUAUCCUGACAUUCAUAAGAGCAGUCGAUUUGUGUUUGUACCUGGUCCUGAAGACCCUGGUCCCAGUACAAUCCUACCCAGGCCACCUCUUGCUGAGUACAUUACUGAAGAGUUCAGACAGAAAGUCCCAUUUUCAGUAUUCACUACAAAUCCUUGCAGAAUUCAGUACUGUACACAAGAAAUUGUUGUCUUUCGAGAGGACAUGGUGAACAAAAUGUGCCGAAACUGUGUUCGUUUUCCGAGCAGUAGUUUUGAUAUUCCCAAUCAUUUUAUAAAGACUAUUUUAUCUCAAGGGCACCUCACACCCCUCCCACUUUAUGUCAGUCCUGCGUACUGGGCCUAUGACUAUGCCUUGCGGGUGUAUCCGGUGCCAGAUGUUAUUGUGUUCGCAGACAAGUAUGAUCCAUUCAACAUAGUGAAUACUGACUGCCUCUGUGUUAACCCUGGUUCUUUUCCAAGAAGCGGCUUUACAUUCAAGGUUUAUUACCCAUCCAGUAGAAAUGUUGAGGACAGCAAACUCCAAGGACUUUAAUGAAAAGAACUUCAUCUGCUGUCUUCAUAUUAUCUUGUGUAUUUAUUAUAUUAAUUGUUUUACACAAUGUUUUUGUAUAAAGAAAAUGUGAUACA
Messenger RNA from Polypterus senegalus (gray bichir), 1755 nucleotides. RefSeq names its product polymerase (DNA directed), epsilon 2 (gene pole2). The transcript is spliced from 19 exons. Gene Ontology annotation, cellular component: epsilon DNA polymerase complex. NCBI's taxonomy places the organism in Eukaryota, Metazoa, Chordata, Cladistia, Polypteriformes, Polypteridae. Gene Ontology annotation, biological process: DNA-templated DNA replication; error-prone translesion synthesis. Gene Ontology annotation, molecular function: DNA binding. The record is from RefSeq and is a predicted model, not a curated record. The coding region runs from base 77 to 1660 and encodes 527 amino acids.